Molecule: messenger RNA, 2440 nt
Organism: Salvia miltiorrhiza (redroot sage)
Lineage: Eukaryota; Viridiplantae; Streptophyta; Magnoliopsida; Lamiales; Lamiaceae
Product: probable receptor-like protein kinase At1g80640
Exons: 8
Coding region: 516-1853 (445 amino acids)
Biological process (GO): protein phosphorylation
Molecular function (GO): protein kinase activity; ATP binding
Source: RefSeq, a predicted model, not a curated record
GUUUUUUGAAUGAACUCCCCAUCUCUACUUAAAGCUAUGUUUGAAACAGCUAAACAAGAGGGAAAAUAAAUUUGGACCCCACUAACCUCUCUCUCUCUCACACAUCUUGCCUCCAUUUUCUUUUCUUUCUCACUCCAACACCAUCGAACAGAACGUGACCUUCUUUAAAGAGAGAGAGAGAGAGAGAGAGAGGAGGGGUUCACACCUUUAAUAACUGCCACAUGAUUUGUAGUGCAAUUGGCAGCAGUGUUUCUUUUCCUGGGCAGCAAAAAAAGGAACCUCAUUGCUUUUUCCUGACUAAUCUUGUUCCAGUCUUUUGUCCCCUUCUCACAUUAAAGAAACCAUAACAUUUUACACCUCUUUCAAAACCACACACUACAUUUAAACACUUCCACCUUUAAAGCAUUUCAAAUUUGAAUUGCGCACAGUAUCAGACAAACCCAAAUAGCUUUUCCUUGUAACACCCAUUAAUUUCUUGCAAGAACAAGGCAAAAGGGAAAAGAAUUACACAAAGAAUGAAUCUUUUGUUUUUGUUGCUGCUAUCAAUUUGGGUUUUUAGUUUUCCUACGCUCUCUGUUCCACUCGAUGUGAAGCCCGACCCUCCUGCUGCUGACCCAGUUAUUCCCACUGAAAAAGACCCCUUUUUUAAGAAUUCUUCUGAUCUGGGAGCUCAUUCUCCAGAAGUUGCAGAAGUGAAUCUAGUGCACCACCAGGAUUUAAACAAGAAAAUCCUUGUCGCCCUCGUUGUCUCCUCAUCUCUUCUUGGUGUGAUAUUGCUGCUGUUAUCUUGUUUCUGGAUAUUCAGACUGAGGAAGAAAUCCAAUGCAAAAAGCCACCAAAAUUCAGAUGCUGCAAACGGCAUCUCAUUUGGUCCGAUUUUGGACAAGUUCCCUUCUAUGAGAAUCGGGGGCAAGAAGGGCUCGAUUGCUGCAAUCGAGUACCAGUUGUUAGUGACUGCUACUAACAACUUCGAUGAAGCCAAUAUUCUAGGCGAAGGCGGGUUAGGCCGUGUGUACAAAGCUCACUUCAAUGACCACUUCCAUGCCGCUGUCAAGAAAAUAUAUGCUGGUGGGCUGGAAGCUGAAAGAGAAUUCGAGAAUGAGGUUGAGUCACUGAGUAAAAUUCAGCAUCAGAAUAUAGUCUCUCUUUUAGGAUAUUGUAUACAUGGUGAAGCUCGUUUUUUGGUUUAUGAAAUGAUGGAGAAUGGAUCUCUGGAACUCCACUUGCAUGGACCUAAUAAAUCAAGAUUGACUUGGCAUCUGAGAAUGAAAAUUGCUCUGGAUGUUGCUAGAGGAUUAGAGUACCUCCAUGAGCGAUGCAGCCCUCCCGUGAUCCAUAGAGAUCUCAAAUCCUCGAAUAUUCUUCUGGAUUCCAACUUUCAUGCCAAGCUUUCUGAUUUCGGCCUUGCAAUUACGGGAGGGAACUCGAACAAGGCUAACAUCAAGCUUUCAGGAACUUUGGGUUAUGUUGCACCAGAAUACCUGCUGGAUGGCAAGCUUACUGACAAGAGUGAUGUGUACGCAUUUGGCGUGGUUCUUUUGGAGCUUUUGAUGGGAAGAAGGCCGGUCGAGAGAGUAGCUGAAGCUCAAUGUCAAUCUAUAGUCACCUGGGUACGUAAAUCUUGGUCAAAUAUGUUCACACGUCAUUAUUCUUAUAUAUUAACCUUCUUCAACGAGCAGGCGAUGCCUCAGCUUACCGACAGAAUGAAGCUCCCAAAUAUUGUUGAUCCGGCCAUAGUAAAUACUAUGGAUUUGAAGCAUUUAUAUCAAGUAAAGUUCUUACACAGAAUCAAUCAACACCCGAAACUUUUUUUGCCAUCUUUUGAGAUUCUUGCUAUAUACUUGUUCUUAUGAUUGCACACGCAGGUGGCUGCCAUAGCGGUGUUAUGUGUGCAACCGGAGCCGAGUUAUAGACCACUGAUAACGGAUGUCCUGCAUUCGUUCAUACCACUUGUGCCUGUAGAUCUCGGCGGAUCACUGAGACUGACGGAUUCUGCAAUCUCGACCUGUGCAUAACUUGCUUUCGAGAAGGGAUAAUUUUUUGAUCAGCAGAACUAAGCUUGCUUCUCGACAAGUAGGAGAUUAUGGUUUGGCUUGUACAGCAUGUAAAGACGAAGAAUUGAUUGCUCUAUCGCGUCUCAGACGAGCAGCUCUGCAAGCUGAGCCGUGUAAGUUAGUUGGUGUGUAUAUAUGGAUUGUAUUCAUGGAGGCACUGGGAACUGAGUUGAACUAAUCUUUCAAAAAAACUAUCAUCACACGCUGUUGGGACCUUUCUAUUGUCAGUAACUGCAAAUUUGAUAUCUAUACUAAAUUUGAUUCCAAAUGAUUAUGAAAUUGGAGUUAGAGAGGUUGUAUAUUGCCAUCGUUUUGGCCUGGACCCAAAGAAUAGGCCAAUUUGGCCGGCAUUAAUGAUAAUUCAACUCCAUGAUUGUUGCUUCAAA